AUGCCAAAGUUCGACCCCGCAAAAGACAUCCCGAACCUCCAAGGAAAGGUAUGCCUAGUGACCGGUGCCAACAGCGGGCUCGGUGAAGCAACUGUCGCAGCCCUGGCCCAGCACGGACCCGCGACACUCUACCUGGCCGCACGAUCUCACUCGAAAGCCGAAGCCGCGCUGUCCCGCAUACGAGCAACCUCCGCAGCGGCCGCAUCGGCAAACAUCCAGAUUCUAGAUCUGGACCUCGCGUCGUUUCAUUCGAUCAAGGCCGCCGCGGCGCGGGUCCAAAGCGAAGUCCCUCGCCUGGACGUUCUGCACCUGAACGCCGGCGUGGCCAUGAUCCCGCAUACCACAACAAGGGAAGGCUACGAGGUGCAGUUCGGCACCAACUACCUGGGCCACGCGCUGCUCACACAACUACUAAUGUCCCUGCUUGUCGCCACGACACGCAUCCCAGGCGCGGACGUACGGAUCGUGUCCAUGUCCUCGGUCGGACAUAAAUAUUUUGCCCCCAAACCUGGGAUCUUCUUCGACGAGCUCAAGACUGAGAUGAGAACACACUCUGGUGCCGAACUCUACGGGUCCGCCAAUCUCGCGAAGACCCUGUUCGCGUACGAGUUGGCGAAGCGGUAUCCGCGGAUCACGGCAUGCUCCCUACACCCCGGCACGGUCAAGUCGAAUGUCUGGGGCGGGGAGAAGGGGGUUAACGUGCUGGUAAACUAUCUUGUUGUGAAGCCGCUGGUGGCCUUGACGGGGGUGUCUAAUGAAGAAGGUGCCAAGACCCAGCUGUGGUGCAGUUUCAGCAAGCAACUCGAGAGUGGGAGGUAUUAUGAGCCGGUUGGCAAGGCUGGAAAGGACGGCCCACUGAGUCGUGACGACGAGUUGGCGAGGAGGUUGUGGGAAUGGACGGAUAAGGAAUUGCAAGCCCAUGGAGCUCCUGGGUGGCCUUGUUCAGAUUGA
Molecule: messenger RNA, 951 nt
Organism: Cladophialophora yegresii CBS 114405
Lineage: Eukaryota; Fungi; Ascomycota; Eurotiomycetes; Chaetothyriales; Herpotrichiellaceae
Exons: 1
Coding region: 1-951 (316 amino acids)
Source: RefSeq, a predicted model, not a curated record